Tachysurus vachellii is the source of this 1515-nucleotide messenger RNA. RefSeq names its product uroporphyrinogen III synthase (gene uros). Gene Ontology annotation, biological process: uroporphyrinogen III biosynthetic process. Bases 284 to 1066 code for a protein of 260 amino acids. The transcript is spliced from 10 exons. The record is from RefSeq and is a predicted model, not a curated record. NCBI's taxonomy places the organism in Eukaryota, Metazoa, Chordata, Actinopteri, Siluriformes, Bagridae. Gene Ontology annotation, molecular function: uroporphyrinogen-III synthase activity.
GUCAAAUAGCUGUGUUACUUUACAGAGGACCAGAAAAUAUAAACAAUCCCAGCACUGAAAGUUUAUUUGAUAUAUUUCCUGAUUUAUUAAAUCAUAUUUUUAUAUUUAAAUACUGUAUAACAUGAGAGAAGGUGAACUUUUAACCGCUCGUUUGUGAAGAGCAGGAACUGCAGGCGUUGUUCCACGUGCCUUGUGCUCACUCACUGCUUAUAAGCGGUUAUAAGCAUGCACACGCUCCCUGGGUCACAUUGCACUGUUUUGUGUAAUAGCUACAGGUGACAGAAUGAAGGUGCUGGUGUUAAAAGAGCCCAGAGAGAGCGAGAGUGGAUCAGAUCCAUACAUCAAGGAGCUUUCGGUGUAUGGACACUCGGCUACACUCAUCCCCGUCCUGGCGUUUCAGUUUGUCUCCCUGACUCGUCUGUCAGAUCAGCUGUUUGAUACACAGAGAUAUGGCGGGCUCGUUUUCACAAGUCCCAGAGCGGUGGAGGCUGUUAGACGGUGCAUUGAAAACAGAGAAGAUUGGGACACAGUGAAGGAACAGUGGGGCAUGAAGUCUGUGUAUGUGGUGGGGAAAGUGACCGCAUCAUUAGUUGAGGCUCUGGGUCUGAAGCCCCUCGGCGAACACACAGGCACGGCUGAGGUUCUGUCUCGACUCAUUAUUGAGAGAGAAAACUCCAUGUCUUUGCCUCUUUUUUUUCCCUGUGGCUCUCUGAAGAGGGAAGUGCUGCCUACAACACUGAGACAACAUGGUAUUUCUCUGGAGACUCUAACAGUCUAUGAGACGGCUGAACAUCCAGAGUUGGAGAAGAACAUCACGCGCUACUUCACAGAGCAGGGAGUUCCAGCCAGUGUUGCUUUCUUCAGUCCUUCUGGAGUAAAGUUUUGUCUGGAGCUGGUAAAGAAACUGGCUGGAGAACAACUGGACCAGAUCAAGUUUGCUGCUAUCGGUCCCACCACGGCCGAGGCUCUACAGGAAGCUGGUGUGAGCGUCAGCUGCUCGGCUCAGAAACCCACGCCGCAGCACCUGGCCACAGCCAUCACACACAGCCUAAGCGACGACCUCUGACCCCAGCCUCCGUCCAUCAACACCUGAGCUAUCACAUCCAAAGCUAAAAGAUCACAACAUUUAGGCAACAUUAAAUAAACAUAUCGGUUAGUCGGUCAUAAGCUUUACUGAAUACACACCAUAAUCUUAUUACUGAUGUUUUGCCAGAUUUUGGAAAUACAGCAAAAUAACUGGAAGAUUGAAGAAACUGAAUAUACAAUAAAAACUUUAGAUCAAAGAAAAAAACAACCUACAAAAGUUACCGAAUAUUAUUACCGUCGAUUCCGCUCGAUAUCCCGCGACGCAUCCGUCCAAGAAACGGACAGUUUUUCUGUAUUUUGUUGCGCUGCUUUUAUUUUGAUUAUCAUCACAAUGUUUGUAUUUGAUGCGCUGUAAUGACUCUGUGUUACGGCUCUGUUCUGAGUUCUGUUUCAGAUGAAAAUGCAAAUAAAGGACAGUUUAUACUUUCA